This is a messenger RNA of Fusarium falciforme, 789 nucleotides long. RefSeq lists its product as hypothetical. NCBI's taxonomy places the organism in Eukaryota, Fungi, Ascomycota, Sordariomycetes, Hypocreales, Nectriaceae. The transcript has 3 exons. Gene Ontology annotation, molecular function: oxidoreductase activity, acting on the CH-OH group of donors, NAD or NADP as acceptor. The coding region runs from base 1 to 789 and encodes 262 amino acids. The record is from RefSeq and is a predicted model, not a curated record.
AUGUCUUCGCAACAACGGACGGUGAUUGUUACUGGUUCGGCGCGGGGCAUAGGAAAGGCAAUUGCUCUUCGUCUUGCCGAGGAUGGCUAUGACGUCUGCAUCAACGACAUUCAAGCGAACAAGGCCGGAAUCGAUGAGACAGUCUCUGAGAUCCAAAAGCUUGGUCGUCGAGCAUACGGACAUGCAGCUGAUGUAUCCGACCUUGCCCAAGUCGAAGAGAUGGUCGCAGCCUCGGUUCGAGAGCUUGGCCCGCUAACAACCAUGGUGGCCAACGCUGGAAUCGCUCAAGUCAAGCCCAUUCUCGAUGUAACGACAGAUGAUCUUCGUCGCAUGUUUGAUAUCAACGUCUUUGGCACAUUCAACUGCUAUUCAGUUGCCGCUAAGCAAAUGAUCAAGCAGGGCUCCCCCGGUAAGCUCAUCGGGGCUGCAUCUAUUGCCGCUAUGAAGUCCUUUCCCAUGCUGUCCCACUACUCGGCAAGCAAGUUUGCAGUCCGUGGCUUCACCCAGGCAUUUGCCAUGGAAAUGGCGCCCCACAAGAUCACUGUAAACGCUUAUGCACCGGGAAUCGUGGGUACGGCCAUGUGGGAUCUUAUUGAUGAGGAGUUGGCAAAGGUGCAUGGCGCCAAGAAGGGCGACAUGAUCAAGAAACAUAGUGAUGACCUGAUUUCAUUGGGACGUACGAGUGUCCCGGAGGACGUGGCGAAGAUGGUUCGUUUCUUGAGUGGGCCAGACUCCGACUACGUGACAGGGCAGACUCUCGUCGUUGACGGUGGUAUUAUCUUUACUUGA